AAUGGCCAUCAGUAUCAAAGUUACAGUGAUUGCAGUCAGAAUGUUUGCAACACCUCUCAGACAGCCAAAUGUGCUGACCCAGAGCCAAAAGAUGUCACCCGGCAUGGAUGGUCAUGAUAAACCCUAUCAGUACGAGAUCACCGAUCACGGAUACGGCAAGGAUGCGGUUAAGGUUCUGCAUGUCAGUCGCAAGGGACCCGUGCACACCAUCCAGGAAUUCGAAGUGGGCACUCACCUGAAGCUGUACAGCAAAAAAGAUUACUACCAGGGCAACAACUCGGACAUUGUGGCCACCGAUUCGCAAAAGAAUACCGUAUAUCUAUUGGCCAAGAAGCACGGCAUCGAGAGUCCCGAAAAGUUUGCCCUUCUCCUGGCCAAGCACUUUAUCAACAAGUACUCCCAUGUGGAGGAGGCCCAUGUGCAUGUGGAGGCCUAUCCCUGGCAGCGGGUUUGCCAGGAUGAGACCAGGACCACCAUUAAUGGCAAAUGUGAGAAGGGAACCGCGGGUAGCUGCGACUUCAGUUCGAUCGACGACCGAUCACAGCACAAUCACGCUUUUAUUUUCACACCCACCGCUCUGCACUACUGCGACGUGGUUGUGAGGAGGUCAGAUCCCAAACAAACCGUCAUCACUGGAAUCAAGGGUCUCCGAGUCCUGAAGACGACCCAGUCUUCGUUUGUAAACUUCGUGAACGAUGAGUUCAGAUCUCUGCCGGAUCAAUACGAUCGAAUUUUUAGCACUGUGAUUGACUCCUCCUGGGAAUAUUCCGACACCGAAAGCUUGGACUUCUUGAAGGCCUGGCAGACGGUCAAAAACAUAAUCCUCCGCAACUUUGCCGGCGAUCCGCAGGUGGGCGUGUCCUCGCCCUCCGUUCAGCACACCUUGUAUCUGAGCGAAAGAGAGGUCCUGGAUGUCCUGCCGCAGGUGUCGGUCGUAUCGAUGACGAUGCCGAACAAGCAUUACUUCAACUUCGAUACGAAGCCGUUCCAGAAAAUCGUUCCAGGCGAUAAUAACGAAGUUUUCAUCCCGGUGGACAAGCCACAUGGCACUAUCUAUGCCCAGUUGGCCAGGAAGAACAUCAAUAGCCACCUCUAACUCCGAUCUAUGAAUUAGUUAGUCUCAAUCGAAAUUGCAUUAAAAUUAAUAAAAUAUUUAUAGAAUUUGAAA
Molecule: messenger RNA, 1168 nt
Organism: Drosophila subpulchrella
Lineage: Eukaryota; Metazoa; Arthropoda; Insecta; Diptera; Drosophilidae
Gene: Uro
Product: uricase
Exons: 2
Coding region: 2-1096 (364 amino acids)
Biological process (GO): purine nucleobase catabolic process; urate catabolic process
Cellular component (GO): peroxisome
Molecular function (GO): urate oxidase activity
Source: RefSeq, a predicted model, not a curated record